Molecule: messenger RNA, 270 nt
Organism: Knipowitschia caucasica
Lineage: Eukaryota; Metazoa; Chordata; Actinopteri; Gobiiformes; Gobiidae
Source: the annotation of a GenBank genome assembly
AUGUGCUUUUUGCCACUACCACAGGAGGUUUUGGGGGGGGGGGGGGGGGGGGGGGGGGGGUGGGGGGGGGGGGGGGGGGGGGGGGUGCAGGGGGGUGGCGGGUGGGGGGGGGGGGGGGGGGGGGGGGGGGGGGGGGGGGGGGGGGGGGGGUGGUGUGACAUGCUGGCAGAGCCUGUGAACACGCAGGCCAAUCCGCUCCAUGUCUAUUCAACGUCCAAUUGUGCAUUAAUGUGCCCCCGGUUUUUAUACACGAGGACGCUGCAACAGUAA